AUGGAUUCCGUGCUCGUCCCGGUCUUAUACGUCGUCGUCGUCUUUGGCAGUCUCUUGGUCUUCAGUUCAUUUUACAGGCAUCACAACGCAAGCAAAGUCUCUGAGCCCUACUUUCCCCCUCAUCGCGAACGCAAUAUCUAUGUCUCUCUUCUACGAAAGACAGACCCUCCGGCUUCGGAAACUCUCCUCAAGGCAGCGCUCGUCCGCCGUGCUAUGACGGACGUCACACGCAUCAUCCGCAUCCGCGAAGACAAGCCCGCCCUCCAGAACCUCCUGCAGAAAGGUUCCAUCGGCGACGAUUUGUGGAACAGUUUACUGGCAGCGGAGAAGGAAAUGGAAGCCGAGAUCCUGGAGGUAGCCGCAGAAGCAAACACUUUCGUCGAGGGAUGGGGCACGGUGAUCUUCCAGACCGCGACCGAAAUGAUGCACAACGAAAAGAUGCGGGGUAUGCUGGAGCAGAAUUCAGCGGCUCGGGUUGAGAAAGAAAAGAAAUAUGGCAGAAGCCGUGUGUCGAGGAACGCGAUCAUGCCCUCUAAUUCCAAUUCAACUUCGCUCUUGCCCAUGUCUUCUUCGACUCAGAUUCCUGCCUCUGCUACGCUGCAAGCUGCUGCUACGGCGCUGCCUGAAACGCCACCAUCUUCCAAGUCCACCAAUGGCCUUAUACCACCCCCAAGCGCGAGCGCUGACAGCGUGGUCUCGAGUGAUGGCGAGGGGCAUUUUUCGUUACCCUCGUCACCUCGAUCGCCGUCGAAAUCAUCGGCCAAAAAGGCGAAGAAGCGAAGGUAG
Sparassis crispa is the source of this 786-nucleotide messenger RNA. RefSeq names its product Translocation protein. The record is from RefSeq and is a predicted model, not a curated record. Gene Ontology annotation, cellular component: Sec62/Sec63 complex. The transcript is spliced from 4 exons. The coding region runs from base 1 to 786 and encodes 261 amino acids. Gene Ontology annotation, biological process: post-translational protein targeting to membrane, translocation. Lineage: Eukaryota; Fungi; Basidiomycota; Agaricomycetes; Polyporales; Sparassidaceae.